AUGCUGGCCCAGUUCACCGUUGGUGAGAAUUUUAAUAUCACAUCACCACCUGUGCUACAGGCUGUCAGCGUGCCACCUACCACCGAGUCCUCAUUACCAUCUGGGUGUCUUGUUCUAAGGCCAGCACGGGUACCAUCAGCCUCAAGAUUCCUGAAUCCCUAUGUAGUGGGUUUCGUUGUUGUGGCAGGAGUGGUAAUCCUGGCAGUGACCAUAGCUCUACUCAUCCACUUUUUAGCCUUUGAUCAAAAGUCUUAUUUUUAUCAUAGCAGCUUUCAAAUCCUAAAUGUCAAAUACAGUAAUCAGUUAAAUUCACCAGCUACACAGGAAUAUAGAGAUUUGAGUGGAAGAAUUGAAUCUAUGAUUACUAAAACAUUCCAAGAAUCAAAUUUAAGAAAUCAAUUCAUCAGAGCUCAUGUUGUCAAACUGAGGCAAGAGGGUAAUGGUGUGAUAGCAGAUGUUGUCAUGAAAUUUAAAUUCACUAGAAACAACAAUGGAGCAUCAAUGAAAAGGAGAAUUGAGUCUGUUUUACACCACAUGCUGAAUAACUCUGGAAACUUGGAAAUAAACCCUUCAACUGAGAUAACAUGCAAGUACCAUUUUUAUAUACCAUUUUAUCCCAAUAUAUCAACUAAACCAUCUAUAGGCAAUAGUAGUCACAAAGGAUGUGGGGCCCGUACAGACCUAAUAACUCUGUCUGCGGAGAGGAUCCUAGGAGGCACUAAGGCUGAGGAAGGAGACUGGCCAUGGCAAGUCAGUCUACAGACGAAUAAUGUUCACCACUGCGGAGGCAUCCUGAUCAGUAGCAUGUGGAUCUUGACAGCAGCUCACUGCUUCAGAAGCUACCCUAAUCCUCGUCAGUGGACUGUCACUUUCGGUGUUUCAACAACAUUUCCUAAACAGAGAAGAGGAGUAAGGACUAUUUUAAUCCAUAGCAAUUAUAACCCUGCAACUCAUGAAAAUGAUAUUGCAGCUAUACAACUUGACAGAGGCAUCACCUUUACCAAAGAUAUCCAUAGGGUGUGUCUCCCGGAGGCUACCCAGAAUAUUCCACCUGGGUCUACUGCUUAUGUAACAGGAUGGGGAUCUCAAGAAUAUGGCGGUAACACAGUUUCAGAUCUACAGCAAGCACGGGUCAGAAUAAUAAGUAAUGAUGCAUGUAAUGCACCAACUAGUUAUAAUGGAGCUGUUUUGUCGGGAAUGCUAUGUGCUGGACUACCUCAAGGUGGAGUGGAUGCAUGCCGAGGUGACUCUGGUGGCCCACUAGUUCAAGAGGACUCACGGCGGCUUUGGUUCCUUGUGGGGAUAGUAAGCUGGGGGGAUCAAUGUGGUCUGCCAGAUAAGCCAGGAGUAUAUACGCGAGUGACAGCCUACCGUGCUUGGAUAACCGAAAAAACUGGGGUCUAGAGCAAUAAAGGCAUCUCUGUGGCAAAGUCUGUAUGCAGGUGUAUGUCUAAAAUUCCAAAACCUUGCCUUUCAGCUGCAAAAGAACCCGAAGUUGCCCUAUUUUAACCUCCUGUCACAUAAAUAUUGUUUCGCAAACACAAUUUGUUCUUUAUUACUACAGAUUUUGUUUUCUCAAGA
Messenger RNA from Panthera uncia (snow leopard), 1581 nucleotides. It is a transcript of the gene TMPRSS11D, whose product is annotated as transmembrane serine protease 11D. The transcript is spliced from 10 exons. NCBI's taxonomy places the organism in Eukaryota, Metazoa, Chordata, Mammalia, Carnivora, Felidae. The record is from RefSeq and is a predicted model, not a curated record. Bases 1 to 1404 code for a protein of 467 amino acids. Gene Ontology annotation, cellular component: plasma membrane; extracellular region. Gene Ontology annotation, biological process: proteolysis. Gene Ontology annotation, molecular function: serine-type endopeptidase activity.